CUUCCAAUGACCUGCCAUUUUAGUCUACCCUGGCUUGUUUCUUGAAACCCAUACACCUAUUAUUACUUAUAAGCCUUCCCAAGUGGUUAGGCCAAUGAAAUCCCACUUCUCCCUGCACCCUUCAUAGCAACCCGUGCACAUUCCUUUUUUAACUUCGCGAGUACUGAGGAAAUAACUAGAAACUAACAACCAUUCGUGGGGCAAUAGGUGGCAGAGAACCUCGACACCCUCGGCAUUGAUCCGUCAAAAGGGUUCAUCGUAGCUGGCGAGAGCUCAGGCGCAAACAUGGCCCUUGCCGUUGCAUAUCUUUGGAUAACACGAAAAGACCACGGCGCAUCAUUGCGUAUCACAGGCAUCUAUGCCAGCGCAAGCUCAGGGGCGACCGCCGAAACAAUACCAGAGAAAUACAAGCCCUUCUUCGUGAGUAUGGAGCAGAAUGCUAACGUCCCUGUCAUGGAUACCGAAGCUGUCAAACGUAUUAAAGAACUUUACAAACCAGACCCCCGAAGCCCUCUCGCCUACCCAGUUACUAUCCCUGAUCCCUCUAUCAUGCCUCGAACAUACUUCCAAGCGUGCGGACUAGAUCCAACGAGAGAUUGCACGCUCGUCAUGGAGCAAGUAUGGAAGGACGCCAGUGUUCCGACAAAACUCGAUAUUUAUCCUGGCGUGCCGCAUGUUUUCUGGGCAUUGGGUCUUCCAGCUAUUGAGCAGAUCAAGAAGCAUGAGCUUGAUACCCGGAAUGCGCUCUCGUGGCUGCUAGGCCGGAAUGAUUGAACAUCCAUGGCUACCACACCGUAACAACUAGACACCCACCUCCUGAUUAUUCUGCUUGUCGCUUAGAGAAAACGGGGGGCGACUUGAUUGUCCCUGUUUGAUGUAACAUAAAUAUAC
This is a messenger RNA of Hypoxylon trugodes, 891 nucleotides long. Its product is annotated as alpha/beta-hydrolase. The transcript is spliced from 2 exons. The record is from RefSeq and is a predicted model, not a curated record. Gene Ontology annotation, molecular function: hydrolase activity. Lineage: Eukaryota; Fungi; Ascomycota; Sordariomycetes; Xylariales; Hypoxylaceae. Bases 286 to 774 code for a protein of 162 amino acids.